Molecule: messenger RNA, 483 nt
Organism: Drosophila persimilis
Lineage: Eukaryota; Metazoa; Arthropoda; Insecta; Diptera; Drosophilidae
Exons: 4
Coding region: 1-483 (160 amino acids)
Source: RefSeq, a predicted model, not a curated record
AUGGCGCAUUUCCUAAAUUGCUACAAAAAUAUCAAUUGCACUUCAUUGGACAAGGAAUUCUGCAAUUUUGAGUAUUGCUAUCUAAAGUCGGUGAAUCGGACAUACAAGUACAUGUCGCUAAAAGUGAAUUUGUAUAAAAUUCCCAUUAGACAAGUGAAAGUAAACUUUUCCCUGCUCAAGCGAUUCAAUGGCUAUAAGCCUUUCCUCUACAAUAUCACCGUGGAUGCCUGUAAAAUAUUAAAAUAUCCUAAAUCGAACCCAGUGUUUGGUUGGUUUCAUAGUCUUUUUAGCGCACACUCUAACAUGAAUCAUACCUGCCCCUUCGAUCAUGAUCUGGUGGUGGAUAAGCUGUCUGCCGACUAUAUUAACAAGCAAUUCACGGAAGUUCUCCCAUAUCCCCAUGGCCAAUACCUUUUCCACUCCAACUGGUUUGCUAAUAACGUAAAACGAGCUUCUGUCAACGUGUACGGUACACUUUCCUAA